AUGACAAGAGGAAAUGGUGUUGGUGUCAAGGGAAAUAAGCGGAGAAAGAUUCAACAAAGAGAGGAAUCAGAGGAGUCAGAUGAGGAAUAUAAUGUGGCUGAAGAUGAAGAUAGUGAUGAGUCAGAUGAGUGCUAUUCCUUAGAUGGUGAUGAAUCAGAAGAGAUAUUAGCUGAUUUUGGAAAGUCACGGAGGGUUGCUAGAUCAAGAAACACCCGGAGGACUUCUGCAGGUAGGAAGGGGAAUGAGAUAGCAAAGCCUCGUAAGAGGAGAAGGGUUUCUUAUACAGGUGAUGAUGAUGAAGAUGAUGAAGAUGAUGAAGAGUUUAUGUCUUUGGGUAGGGAAGCUAAGCGGAGGGAAAAGAAGAGAGUUUCGCAUACAGAGGAUGAUGAUGAGGACUUUGGAGAAUUUAUGUUUGCAAAUAGAAACCAGAGAAAGAAGCCUCGGGAAAAGAAGAGGGUUUCUUAUACGGAAGAAGAUGAUGAUGAUGAUGCAGGAUUUAUGUCUUCGGGUAGGGAAAGUAGCCGGAUAAAGAAGCCUGUGGAAAAAAAGAGGUUUUCAUGUACAAAAGAUGAUGAUGAUGAUGACUAUGCAGAAUUUGUGUCUUUGGGUAGAAAGAGAAACCAGAGACAGAAACCUAAGGAAAAGAAGAGGGUUUCGUAUACAGAAGAGGAUGAUGAUGAUGAUGAUGCAGAAUUUAUGUCAUCAGGUAGGGAAGGUAAACAGGUAAAGAAGCCUAGGGAAAAGAAGAAGGUUUCAUAUACAGAAGAGGAUGAUGAUGUAGAGGACCAUUUGGAAUUCAUGUCUUCAGGUAGAAAGAGAAGCCAGAGAAAGAAGUGUCAUGAAGAGAAGAGGGUUUCGUAUACAGAAGAGCUUGAGGAUAAUGAUGAUGCAGAAUUUAUGUCUUUGGGUAAGGAAUGUAACCAAGUAAACAACCCUAGGGAAAAGAAGAGGGUUUCAUGUGCAGAAGAGGAUGUUGAUGAUGAUCAGGACUAUGCAGAAUUCGAGUCUGAGGGUAGAAACCAGAGAAAGAAUAGGGUUUCAGAUACAGAAGAAGAAGAGGACUAUGCAGAAUUUGUGUCUACGGGUAGAAAUAGAACCCAAAGAAAGAAGCUUCAAAAGAGGGUUUCGGAUACAGAAGCAGAUGAUGAUGAUGAUGAUGCAGAAUUCAUGUCUUUGGAUAGUGAAGCUAACAAGAUAAAGAAGCCUAUGGAAUUGGAGAGGGUUUCAUAUACAGAAGUGGAUGAUGAUGAUGAUCUUGGUAAUGAUGAUGUUGGUGAUGAUGAUGAUGAUGAUGAUGAAGAAUUUAUAUCUUUAGGUAGGGAAGGUAAACAGAUAAAGAAUACAGUUGCAUAUACAGAAGAGUAUGAUGAUGAUGAUGUUGAGGUUGAUGGUAGGGAAGAUAACCAGAUAAAGAACCCUGAGGAAAAGAAAAGGGUUUUAUAUACAAAAGAGGGGAAUCAUGAUGAUGAGGGAGACUAUGCAGGAUUUGUCUCUUUGGGUAGAAAGAAGCCUCAAGAAAAUGAGAGGGUUUCAGACACUGAAGAUGAUGAUGAUGAUGAUGGAGAGUUUAUGUAUCCAGGUGAGAAAGUACACCAGAAAAAGAAUCUUCGUGAAAAGAGGAAGGUUUCAUACACAGAAGAUGAUUCUGAGUUUAUUCCCACAAGUAACAAGUCAAACCCAAUAAACGAGCCUCAAGAAAAAAGUAUGGUUUCAUCUGAAGAAGACAAUCAGGAAGAGGAAGAUGAAAACGAUGCAGAAUUCAAGUUAAGCGAGAGUGAUUUUCUUGAUGAUGAAGACGAAACACCAAAGAUGAAAAAACCCGAUAAACCACCACAAAAAAAGAGUAUCCGUGGAAGACAUAAAAAGACCAAAAAGACAAAAAAGCCCACACGACCAAAACAAAGAAACCCCCGAAAGGUAGCUUCUACCAAAGAGAAAAAGACCAAAAAACCCACACCGGAAUCCGAUUCAGAUUUUGUCAGUGCUCCAUCAUCCGACCAUGAAUACACCAUCUCAGAAGAAGAAAGAGAACAAAUGAGAGAAGCAAGAGUAUACUGUGCAAAUCUAAGAGCUAAAUUAAGAAGCUCCUCCUCCCAAAAUCAAGAAGAAACCCAAAGAAAAUACCCAAUAAGAAAAGGUAAAGAAAAGCUAGAAGAAAACACAAAAGACGAAAUAGGAAAACAAGUUUGUGGAAUCUGUCUCUCAGAAGAAGCAAAAAGAACUGUUCGAGGUGUCCUAAAUUGUUGUCGCCAUUACUUCUGUUUCUCAUGCAUCAUGGAAUGGUCAAAAGUAGAAUCCCGUUGCCCUUUAUGUAAACAAAGAUUUUCCACAAUCACAAAAGCUGCAAAAUCCGACACUGGAUUUGACUCAAGAACAGUUGUCAUCCCUGUUCCUGAAUGUGACCAGGUAUACGAGCCAUCUGAAGAAGAGUUGAGGGGGUAUCUUGACCCAUACGAAAGUGUGAUAUGUACAGAGUGUCAACAUGGAGGGGAAGAUGCAUUAAUGUUGUUAUGUGACAUAUGCGAUUCAUCUGCACAUACUUUUUGUGUUGGUCUAGGAAGGGAGGUUCCGGAAGGAAAUUGGUAUUGUGACGGCUGUAGGCCGACUGUUUUCGGAACCUUAAACUCAUCGGAUCCUUUACCAACAUCUUCAUCCAGAUCUCCCGUUCCCGGAGGUUUCGAUUUAAACGAAUUAUAUGUUCCCGAAACGCCCCUCACACAACAACAACAACAACAACAACCACAACAACAACAACAAACACGUGUUUUGGUUUUACCCGAAUCUGGUGACUUUACCCCUGCAACUACUUUAAGAGAUAGGAGAAGAAUACAUCGCCAAUACAUCAUCGGUUUUUGA
Molecule: messenger RNA, 2856 nt
Organism: Lactuca saligna
Lineage: Eukaryota; Viridiplantae; Streptophyta; Magnoliopsida; Asterales; Asteraceae
Source: the annotation of a GenBank genome assembly